UAUCCUCAUUGCAGGCUCAAGUGACGCUUUUAACACUAGUCAUCUACUAUUUUUAUUUUUAUUUUUUUUGGUUUAAGUCAUCUACUAUUUGCCAGAGCUUAUGCUUUGUUAUCAUCCGAUUGGUGUUAUUCGGACUAAUUCUGUUAUAAACUAAACUACCUUACUUCUAAACUUACUUUGAGCUGUUAAAAACGGAUUCUCCGAUGGUCCCCACUACCAUAGUUUCUCUGCCUGCGACUUUAUCAAUCCGGCGGAAGAAGACGGGGAGACUGGCGGUGGCGGGAGAGAAGAGAAGAGAAAUGAGGCGAAGAGAGAGAGAGAAGCAAGAUGGUCGCUUGAGCUAUCUGAAACAAAAUCUGCCCUUUUUCUCAGAUCCGAUUGAAUUAAUAGCAGCAAUCAGAUCAGAUCGGAGGUGGGUUUCACUUGUUGUAGUAGCAUGAGGAGGAGAGGGUCGGAUUUCCGGAGGUCAGGGCGGAGGAGGAUCUCGAAUGUGGUGUGGUGGGUUCUCUCUGGGAUUGUGGUUAUGCUCUUCAUUCUCAUUCUCAGCAAGGCUGGUCAUAUUGAGCCAAGGCCCUCCAUCCCCAAGCGGCGUUACCGCCAUGACAAGUUUGCGGAGGGCAUGAACAUGACCGAGGAAAUGUUGAGCCCAACCUCCGUCGCUCGCCAAGUUAACGACCAGAUUGCUCUCGCCAAAGCCUUCGUUGUCAUUGCCAAAGAAAGCAAAAACCUUCAGUUUGCUUGGGACCUUAGCGCCCAGAUCCGCAACUCCCAGCUGCUCCUCUCCACUGCCGCCACUAGCAGACACCCUCUCACGCUCCUCGACUCCGAUCCCACUAUCCGUGACAUGGCCGUCUUGCUUUACCAGGCCCAGCAGCUCCACUACGACAGCGCCACCAUGAUCAUGAGGCUCAAGGCCACCGUUCAGUCCCUCGAAGAACAGAAGAACUCCGUCUCCGAAAAGAGCGCCAAGUACGGCCAGAUUGCUGCCGAGGAAGUCCCCAAGAGCCUCUACUGUCUUGGUGUUCGCCUCACCACCGAAUGGUUUCAGAACUCGGCUUUGCAGAGAAAGCUCAAGGAAACAAGCCAUGCCGCCUCUAAACUCACAGACAACAGUCUCUUCCAUUUCUGUGUCUUCUCCGAUAACAUCAUCGCUACGUCAGUUGUGGUCAAUUCCACCGCUCUCAACUCCAAGUCCCCCGAGAAGCUCGUGUUUCAUCUCGUCACUAACGAGAUCAACUAUGCUGCAAUGAAGGCCUGGUUCUCCAUCAACAUGGACAACCUCCGAGGAGUCACUGUCGAGGUUCAGAAAUUUGAGGAUUUCAAAUGGCUUAAUGCCUCCUAUGUCCCGGUCCUCAAGCAGCUCCAAGACUCUGAUACGCAGAGCUACUAUUUCUCGGGGCACAACGACGAUGGACGCACGCCAAUCAAAUUCAGAAACCCCAAGUAUCUCUCCAUGCUCAACCAUCUCAGGUUUUACAUCCCUGAAGUGUUUCCUGCGCUGAAGAAAGUGGUCUUUCUUGAUGAUGACGUCGUAGUCCAGAAGGACCUUUCCGCUCUCUUUUCCAUCGAUUUGAACAGGAAUGUGAACGGGGCUGUUGAGACAUGCAUGGAGACCUUCCACAGAUACCACAAGUACCUGAACUACUCCCAUCCUCUGAUUCGCUCCCACUUCGACCCAGAUGCCUGUGGGUGGGCCUUUGGGAUGAACGUCUUUGAUCUAGUUGAGUGGAGGAAGAGGAAUGUGACCGGCAUAUACCACUACUGGCAAGAAAAGAAUGUGGACCGGACCUUAUGGAAACUUGGGACAUUGCCUCCUGGUCUUUUGACAUUCUACGGGUUAACAGAGGCACUAGAUGCAUCGUGGCACAUCCUGGGAUUGGGAUACACCAAUGUGGAUGCUCGUGUGAUAGAGAAGGGAGCUGUUCUUCACUUCAAUGGCAACUUAAAGCCGUGGUUGAAGAUCGGCCUAGAGAAGUUCAAACCUUUGUGGGAGAAAUACGUUGAUUACAGCCACCCUUUCAUGCAACAAUGCAAUUUUCAUUGAUUUCUUAGAGCUCUUAGUUUUACUUAUAGACAGUAGCCAUAUCUUUCCACAUUUGGUUACAGAGACACUUGCACGAGUUUUGUAUGCUCAAGCUCCAAUCACUUAUUGUCUUAUUGUAUGUUGUGAAUGUGAUAUUCAAAUUCAGUGAAGCAUCAGCUAUUCUCUGCUUGUAUAUCAUAUCUUUACCAAGACCAAAAAAUAAGGAAUAUCUUUGCUUCAAAGUGUA
Messenger RNA from Thlaspi arvense, 2270 nucleotides. Lineage: Eukaryota; Viridiplantae; Streptophyta; Magnoliopsida; Brassicales; Brassicaceae. The record is from the annotation of a GenBank genome assembly.